Messenger RNA from Brachypodium distachyon (stiff brome), 2006 nucleotides. RefSeq names its product la-related protein 6B. Lineage: Eukaryota; Viridiplantae; Streptophyta; Magnoliopsida; Poales; Poaceae. The transcript is spliced from 10 exons. Gene Ontology annotation, molecular function: mRNA binding. Gene Ontology annotation, cellular component: nucleus. The record is from RefSeq and is a predicted model, not a curated record. Gene Ontology annotation, biological process: RNA processing. The coding region runs from base 222 to 1688 and encodes 488 amino acids.
AGGAGAGCUGUGUGCUGGCCGCAGCGCCGAUCCCCCGAGGGAGCAAAAGCUUCGAGCUUCAGAACACUUCCUCCGACGCGCCCAAACCCUAGUUAGUUAGCCUAGGAGUAGUGAUAACUACCCUAUUGAUUUUACAGUGCUAAUCACUGCCCGCUGCUGCUGCUGCUGCGGCGGCGUUGUCUGCUGCUCUUGCUGCUGCUGGCGCCGAAACCCUAGCUCUAAUGUCGCAGCAGGAUCCGGCGGCGGCGGGGGCGGGGACGGAGGAGGAGCUGCUGCAGGGGUCUCUCUCGCGGAGCGGCUCCGCCAGCCGCCUCAACGCGCAGGCGCCGGAGUUCGUGCCGCGUGUCGCGGUGGCGCCUGCGCCUGCGCCGCCGCCACCUGCGCAGGUGAUCCACGUGUUCGCCGCCCCGUCUCCGCCGCCUCCCGCGGCCUUCUUCGCGGCGGGUCCGCCCCCGCCCCCGCCGCCGUUUGAAUAUUAUGCGGCUGUUGGUGCUGGCGGUGGUGGUGUGGGGUUCGGUGCUGUCGUGUCGGAGCAUGAGGUGGGGGCCGAGCAAGCGGUGCCGCCGCCGCUGGUCCAGGCGCAGCAGCAGCAGGGGAGGGAAUUGACCUCCGACGACGUGGUGCAUAAGAUCACCAAGCAGGUGGAGUAUUACUUCAGUGAUAUAAACUUGGCCACUACAGAACAUUUGAUGAGGUUUAUUACUAAGGAUCCUGAAGGAUAUGUACCAAUAUCAGUUGUUGCUUCCUUUAAGAAAAUCAAGGCUUUGGUGCAAAGUAAUUCAAUGCUUGCUUCAGCUCUACGAACUUCAUCAAAGCUUGUUGUUACUGAAGACGGAAACAGAGUAAAACGUGAGCAGCCAUUCACAGAAUCAGAUUUGGAAGAACUCCAGGCCCGAAUUGUUGUUGCUGAAAAUCUUCCAGAUGAUCAUUGUUACCAGAAUCUUAUGAAAAUUUUCUCAGCUGUUGGCAGUGUAAAGACAAUCAGAACAUGCUAUCCUCAGACCCCAAAUGGCACUGGUCCAGUUACUAACAGAUCUGCUAAACUAGAUAUGCUUUUUGCCAACAAGCUGCAUGCUUUUGUUGAGUAUGAUACUAUUGAUGGUGCUGAGAAAGCGAUUGUGGUGCUUAAUGAUGAGAGGAACUGGAGAAGCGGGCUUAGAGUUCGGUUGUUGAAUACUUGCAUGGCCAAGGGUGGUAAAGGGAGAAAAGGUGGGCAUGAAACUGAUGGACAUGGUGAGGAGGAUGUUUCCACUUCUGAUCAAUCAAAUGAUAAACAUCCAGAGGAAACAUCUCAACCCUCAGAUGCACUAGGAGAGCAUGUGCCUGAGGAGAGCACUGGAGAUAUGGGCCGAGGGCGUGGUAGAGGCCGAGGGCGUGGAGGGAGAGGCCGAGGGCGUGGGUACCAAAACCAUAACAACAAUCAGUACCUCCACAACAACCAUCCGCAGCAACAUCUCCAGAUCAGCAACCACCAAGGCAACAACCGGAGUGGUGCUCAUCCUGUCGGAACCCCGCCUUCCAGCCACCCAGUCAAGACUGAGCCGCAGCAGACACAGUACCCGCCACCUGCAGGAGCUAGCAAACAGCAUCCAGGGCCACGAAUGCCCGAUGGCACCCGUGGCUUCUCAAUGGGCAGAGGGAAGCCGCAGACGUCGACACCCAGCUUAUGUGCUGCUGAUCAACCCUGAACUCAAAUCACACGAACAGCUUAUCUGCUGAUUGUUAUGAUGUUGAUAGAGGAUUGUGAGAGGCUGACUUCUAGAAGUCUGGUCUUUGGAGUGUCCUUUCUAAUUUAUGGACCAUAAAUGGUUUUGCGCGUGCUGUGUGUACACUCUAAAACACUGGUUUCCUGAUGGCCACCAUUUUGUAACUCUAUUUUUGACCCCCUCGCGCAUUAUGCCUCAUGACUGUAAGAUUGUAGAAGUAAAAUCUUAUGCGGGGAAAGGAAAGGAGAAGAAAAGAAAAGAAUAGCAACAUAAUAAAAUACAGGGAUGUUUGCUGUAUGA